Molecule: messenger RNA, 8717 nt
Organism: Austrofundulus limnaeus
Lineage: Eukaryota; Metazoa; Chordata; Actinopteri; Cyprinodontiformes; Rivulidae
Gene: col4a4
Product: collagen, type IV, alpha 4
Biological process (GO): extracellular matrix organization
Cellular component (GO): collagen trimer
Molecular function (GO): extracellular matrix structural constituent conferring tensile strength
Source: RefSeq, a predicted model, not a curated record
GGCGACCUGACGGAGCUGUGCGGGGGGCGGGACUGCACCACCUGUCGGUGUUUCCCGGCAAAAGGAGCGAGGGGUGCUCCAGGUCCUUUGGGUCCUCAGGGUCUGCAGGGUCCACCAGGCUUCCCGGGCCUUCAGGGACCCCCAGGACAGAAGGGYCAAAGAGGAGAUGAGGGUCCAGCAGGAGCUCCUGGACUGAAAGGAGAUGUUGGAAGUCGAGGUGUUCCGGGUUUUCCAGGUAUAAACGGAGUCCCGGGUCACCCAGGACCUGCUGGAGGUCCUGGUCUUCCUGGUCUGGAUGGAUGUAAUGGAACCCGAGGAGACAGAGGACAUCGUGGGUUGCCAGGAGAACAAGGACCAAAUGGAGAACUGGGUUUUCCAGGACCGAAGGGAUAUCCAGGAGAUCAAGUAUUUCAUUCCAUUCAGUUCCCAGGAGUUCCUGGAGACGCUGGCCUCAGGGGCUUACCUGGUCUGCAGGGGGAGCAGGGUCAACCGGGUCAGGUGGGAGCUGUUGGUCCUGCAGGACCUGAUGGGGUCAACGGCCUACCUGGUCUUCCUGGUUUGAGGGGUCCACCUGGAGAAAAAGGUCGAUUACUGCCGGGACAGAAAGGAGACGAGGGAGACCAGGGCCCUGAAGGGCCUCCAGGGCCCUUUGAGUAUGUUGACCCUCCUGAGGACCUGUACAUCAAAGGGGAACAGGGUCCAGAAGGGGUCAAAGGGAAAUGUGGCGUUCAGGGACCACCUGGUCCGGACUCACUCCCUGGGAUCAAAGGAGAGACUGGGAUUGUGGGGUUUCCAGGGUCCAGAGGUGACCCGGGUCGGCCAGGUCUGCCUGGGUACAAAGGUAUCAAGGGGUCCAAAGGAUCCCAGGGUCUCCCAGGUCUGAUUGGACAAAAGGGUCUUCAGGGCACCAUGGGAGAUGUGGGCCCCAAAGGCGUCUCUCAGAGUCCUUACGUUACCAACACAGGAGAAGAUGGUGAACCUGGGGCCCCUGGACGGAGAGGUAUUCCAGGGGACAGAGGGUUUAUGGGACUGCAUGGUCCUCGAGGAUCACCUGGGGGAUCCGUACCAGGACCACCCGGUUCUGAUGGUCAGGAAGGAAUUCAAGGGUUUAAAGGGGACAAAGGAAAUCCAGGUCAGAUGAUAGAAGAACUGGAACCUGGAGAACCUGGAAAACCAGGACAGCCAGGAUUCAAGGGGCCGAAGGGAGAGCCUGGUUUCCCAGGAACUUACUGCCUUCAAGGUGCCCCAGGACAUACUGGAGAACCAGGUCAACAGGGGCCCCCAGGGGCCUUUGGUUCCAGUGGGUUUAAAGGUGACCCUGGCACCUGUUUCUGUGGCCCUCCAAUUGAAAUGAGGGGCCCACCUGGUCCACAUGGGAACACUGGGGCCCCAGGAAAUCCAGGAGGCAAAGGACCAGAGGGCCUGAAAGGAGACAAAGGUUUACCUGGAGACAGAGGAGUGGCAGGAGAACAGGGUAUGGUUGGAUUUCGGGGAGUUAAAGGAUCUAAAGGACAGAAAGGAGAUUUAACCACGGUGAUGAUAAAAGGUAGAAAGGGAGACCAGGGCCCAAUGGGUCCUACAGGUGGACGAGGAUUCUCAGGAAGAAAUGGACUCGGUGGGCCUCCAGGGGCCCCUGGGAACCCUGGCCCCCAGGGUGAAAGUUUUGUUGGCUUCCCGGGCGAUCAAGGCUUCCAGGGACUUUCAGGACUAAAGGGGUUUUGGGGACCAGCAGGUCCUCCAGGACAAGGUGUGCCUGGAGCUAUAGGACUGCGUGGACUCCCUGGAAAACCUGGAUUUCCUGGCUUUCCUGGCUUUCAGGGCCUAAAGGGGGAAAAAGGUGAUACUCCCUGUAGAUAUCAAAGACCUGGUCCAAGUGGACAGAAGGGAGACCCUGGACAACCAGGUGGUCCAGGUCGCCCUGGUCCUAAAGGUUAUCAAGGCAUCAGAGGACCAGAUGGGCCCAAAGGAAACAAGGGUCGGAAAGGACUUCCAGGACCACCUGGGCCACAAGGACCUCGAGGAGCUGUUGGAGACCCUGGAGACGAAGGAACCGAGGGUCUCAGUAUUGAUGGGGGUCCAGGCUCUCCAGGACUCCGGGGCCUCCCUGGACUCCCAGGAUCACAAGGUGACAACGAUAAUGGCCCCCCAGGACCUUCUGGCUUUCCAGGACCACUUGGRUUUCCAGGACCUAAAGGUGUCCCUGGUCCCCCUGGUCCAGAAGGAACAGCAGGUGUCCUGGGUCUGCCUGGGGAUCCUGGACCAAAGGGCCAGAGAGGACAGAAUGGGAACCCAGGAGCAACUGGUCCCCAGGGCCCAACACCUGAUCAGUGUUGUGCAGGUUCCCCUGGUGAAAUGGGCCUCAGUGGCCCUCGAGGACCUCUUGGCCAUCCAGGCUAUCCAGGUGAGAAAGGUCAGAUUGGGGAUGGGGGUCUUUCAGUCACUGGUUCUAAAGGUCAAGCUGGUGAACCAGGAGGUCAAGGUUCACCAGGGAGCCCAGGGCCUCGUGGUCCCCCUGGUUCUAAUGGAGACUCUGGACUUAGUGGGGUCUUUGGUCAAAAAGGUCUGACUGGACCCCAGGGCCAAGAAGGAAGACCAGGGCCUUCAGGGACCAUGGGAUGCCCUGGAGACCAAGGCAUGACUGGGCAGAGGGGAGACAUGGGACGAGAUGGAGCUCAAGGACAUCAUGGACCAAACGGACAGAAAGGCUGUAAAGGAAAUCAGGGACCUCCAGGACAAAUCAAUCUAAUCACCUCUAAAGGUUCCAGAGGACAACAAGGACCCCUUGGCCUCACAGGAUCCCCCGGACCACGAGGAAGUAAAGGUGCCAAAGGYGCUGCAGGUUAUCCUGGAUUCCAAGGCUCAGUCGGACCCCCAGGGAUUAAAGGACUUCCAGGACCUCAAGGACCAAGGGGUAAACCAGGACCUCCAGGACCACCUGGACUCAAAGGACAUCAAGGAAACAAUGGCUUCCCUGGACUGAAAGGAGACUUGAAAGGAGACUCUGUUGGUUGUCCUGGUGUACCUGGAGACAAAGGCUAUCCUGGAGCUACAGGAGUCACUGGCUUUUCUGGACAUUUAGGAGACUUCGGGCCACCUGGCUUGACUGGAGCUCCAGGACAGAAAGGAUGCAAAGGACUCCCAGGUCUCAGAGGUUACCAUGGAGAAGGAGGUGUACUUGGUCCUCCGGGGCCCAGAGGUCUCUCUGGGCAUCCAGGUCUUCCUGGUGAAUCAGGUGCAGAUGGCCCUUCUGGACUGCAGGGUUGCCAGGGACUCCAAGGUCCUCCUGGACCUCCAGGACUUCAUGGACUGGAUGGACUGAAAGGAGUGAAAGGCGACAUGGGGACCAGAGGUCUGAGCUCGCAGGGUCCUCCAGGUUUCCCAGGACCACAAGGACAGAAAGGUCCACAAGGUCCUGAAGGUAUUACUUGUCCACCACAUCUAGGACCACCAGGACCCAGAGGACCACCAGGACCCAAAGGGCCUGAAGGUGGUUCUGGACCUCCAGGUCCACCUGGGMAGAGCUGUGAAAUCCCAUACCCAGGAGUUCUAGGAGAUCGCGGUUAUGAGGGCCUAGAUGGAGACCCAGGGUGCCUUGGAGAAAUAGGAGACCCAGGUCCAAACCCUCCAAUCUGUGGAGACAUUGGGGACAAUGGCGAUCCAGGGUGCGCGGGGCCUAAAGGACCUAAAGGACUAAAAGGAUAUCAUGGGCCACAGGGCUGCCCUGGAGAYCCAGGUCCAAAAGGGAUGACAGGAGAUCCUGGUUUUAUGGGAGAACCUGGGAGUCGAGCUCCAAAAGGUGACCCUGGACUCUCUGGACCAAAAGGMCCAAARGGACCAGAUGGACCACCUGGUCCAAAGGGGGAGAAAGGACGAGAACUUCCCUGUCCCCUCUACCCUAUAGCAGAAAAUGGCCCCCAAGGACAACGUGGACCCCCCGGUCCACCGGGGGAAAUGGGCCUCCCUGGAGAAACUGGUCCACCAGGACAGAAAGGUUUUAAAGGAGAACGUGGACAAGAUGGACUGACUGGUUCUGUGGGACCAAGUGGUGAAAAGGGAGUCAACGGAGAACAUGGUUUGCCAGGGGAGAUGGGGGUGGAUGGAUCUCAAGGCGAACCCGGUGCAGCAGGGGACCGGGGUCCUGAUGGAGGGACUAACAACCUGAAUCUGGGGUUCUUGUUAGUGAAACACAGCCAGACGACAGAAAUUCCCUCCUGCCCAGAAGACAUGACCCAGUUGUGGGACGGAUACAGUCUGCUGUACCUGGAGGGUCAGGAACGAGCUCAUCCUCAGGAUCUGGGUCAGGCGGGCUCAUGUGUGCCAGUGUUCUCCACGCUGCCGUUCUUCGUCUGCGGUGUUAAAGGCUGCGGCUACGCCUCCCGGAACGAUAAGUCUUACUGGUUAGCCACAAUGGCAGAGGCUCCAAGAAGACCCUCUGAAGGAACGGCCAUCCAAAACCACAUCAGCCGCUGUGUGGUGUGUGAGGCUCCCAGCUCAGCGGUGGCGCUGCACAACCCCGACUUAAGUCAAGCACCAGACUGCCCCGAGAACUGGAGGAGCUUAUGGAGCGGACACUCCUUCCUAAUGUACACAGGUGGAGGUGAUGAAGGUGGGGGCCACUCUCUGACGUCCUCAGGAAGCUGCCUGCCUAAGUUCAGAACUCACCCCUUCGUGGAGUGUCAGGGCGCCCGAGGAACCUGCCACUUCUUCUCCAACAUCUACAGCUUCUGGCUGACCACGCUCAGAGACACGCCCACCACGCUGAGCGAGCCCACCCAGCAGGAGGAGCACGCCGCCAAGUGUCAAGUCUGCAUUCAUCAGUGACGGGGAGGAGCUCCGCCUCCUGCCGGGAGGACAAACUGUCACUCCUCCUGGACGAGGGACGAAGGGACACGCGUCCCUCUGGAGGCAGACAUGUUCAGCUCUUUYAGAAGACGUCCUGCAGGUCCAGGUCCAUCCAGCUGGAGGGUGGUGGUCACUGCUCGACCUUUGUUUCCACACACUGUCCUCAUGAGACGCACAGCUCCAAGCUUCUGCAAGCCUGGAGCUGGAUUAACAGACAGACCAGAUCUAAACUGCUGUGGUUUAUUACAGCUCCUCACUCUGCACAGAGAGCAGCUUCAGCCAUCAGAGUCAGAUUAUUGUGUGACGCCUGCUUCACACUGCAGGAUUUCAGCCUGUUAUCAACCCCCGAGGGUCCACAUGAAGACCCUCAGAGAGAGCAGGCUGCUCCUGCAGUGUGUGUGGUGUAGCACCAUGAGACUGACAGCUGCUGCUGCAACACACUUCAAUACAACUGAUGUCAUUUAUCAUGUUAAACUCAGUUUAAUUACAACUCACAUGAACUUUCAUUGAUCUGACAUCAAUGUCCUGCGAUCAUAAAAGUACAGAAGUACACAAAUGUUUCGUUAGAGUCCCUGUGGAUAAUUCUUACAUAUUUAUUUUACUGCCCACAGAAACAGAAAUAUUAACUUUAUAAAAAACAAAUCUUUGAUAAAUAAAGCUGUAGAAAACUUGUUCUAAAUACUGAGUGAAAACAUAAAAGCUGACAAACUAAAGUAAAAGAAAAAUCCUGAGCCUGAACUUAUUUACGUGGUGAUGAGAAUGAAAUCUGAGCAUGUUUGUAUCUUCUGUCACCGAUCUGUGAGGAUCCACAGAAACACACCUUUAACCGACAGAACGAAGGAGCUGCAGCACUCAGAUUACAACUGCAGCUAAGAAUAUUUACAGCAUAUAAUCCAGCCUGAGCUCCAUGCUUUGUGUUCAACUCGACACGGAGUGGCUGUGUCACCAUCAGCGCUCUGCCUGCUGGUAGCACAACACUAACACCUUCACUCACAUGGACCGGUUCAGCUUUGUUCCCCAAACACCCCAGAAGCCUGCAGCUGCAGCCACUUUCCUUCUGCACACUUUAUCUGCAGUUUACAUUGAUCCAUUUUGUAAAUAAGUGAGUAAACUUUAUUUAUUACAGACACAAACAUCAUAAAGGGUUUAACAGAGAGCAAAAUAACUAAAAACAAUAAAAACAGGUUACAAAUAUAAUAAAAACAAUAAAAACCCAGUAAACUGCGCUUAACUAAAAGCCUGUGUGGAUAACAUGACGGGUGUGAUGCUUCCUGCAGUUCUUACUGUCCGCUCAGAAACUGGACCUGUGAUGCGUUCAAGUCCAGAGAAAACUCAGAUUUUUGAGUGUUAACCACACCAGGUACAGAGUGCUACUACUUCCAAAUUUAUUCAUUUUUUUAGUGAAUCUAAUGUUUGAGAACAAAACUUCUCACAAAAAGUAACAAUAGUUUCUUUAUGUUCGGCCUAAACCCACCACUGUGAACCAGGCUCAACUUAAACCCUGGUGAUGUCAUCAGGGGGAGGAGCCAUCUGCGACUGCUGCUGCUCUUCAGCAGCUCAUCAGAGCAGCUGAGGUCGUUUCUUUUGAUUCUGCUGGUUGAUGAUCUCUGACAGCUUGUUUGACCACAGGAAGUGAGGGGGCGUGGACACGGACCCUGAGCCAUGUGACGGUUCUGUCUUCUGGAAGAGCCACAUGUUUGUCUCCGUCAGGUGACACAGGUGUUAAAGGUCACAGCUGCUCAGUCACAGUGGACCAGCACCUGAGUGGACACACGUUUGAACCGAUGCCACCGUUUCUGUAAACUUUGAUUUGUAGAGAACUCUUGUUUCUGAAACAUUAACUCUGACUUCAGUCACGUUUUUAACUUUCAGUCCCUCAGAGGUAAAGAAAAUAAAACAAUACUCAGGUAAAAAUUGGUCUCUUAAAUAACCUUGUUUCCUAAAGUUCAGAGCUCCUUUCCAGCUUUAAUUCUGACAACACUGAAGCAAAGAGUCCCAGAAAUGUUUCAGCCUAAUGUCUGAAACACCAACAGGCAGGACUCAUUAAAAACAUACAGAGCUCAAUUAUUUCUAAAAAAUCCUGUUUCUUCAUUUAAAAUGAGCAGCAGGGAGAAUUUUUUACAUCUAAAACCUGAAACAGUGGAGCAGAAUCUGACUGUAGAUCUAGUUUUUAUGAAAAACAAACCUAAAAGUGAAGUCUAGAUUUUCUUCAUCCAGACAAGCCCAGUGGGGUUUUAGGCUGGAUUCAGAAACUUUCAGUUUGUUUUCAGGUUGGAUGUUGUGUUCUUAUCAGAUGUGAAUUUUUGCACAACUAUAAUAUAAAAAUAAAAUAAAAAGCUUUUUUUAGACUAAAUGUUAUGGGAGGUGAGGACUUCAAGUCCCAGGAGGUUUCAACUUCCUGUUUGUAAAAAUAUGCCUGUCAUCUAAAGUUUGUGUCACAUAAAUAAAAACGUUGGGGAACCAUUAUACAGGAAACUUCCUUAAAGACAUUGAACAUAUUUUAUUUGAUGCAUUGUCUAAAAUUGUGGGAUUUUUAAAUUAUAAUUAGAAAAGAACAGUAGCACUCCAAAACAGUUGCCUAAAAAACCCUAAACUUUAAAAUAUCAGGGACUGAGUACACGACCCUGUGGAACACCUGGAGUCUGUAAUAGGAGCUGGUGUUUUUGAUGAUUUAACUGUUAUUAGAUGUUAUCUGAAAACAGUAUGGACACAUGUGAUUAGUGCAGCUUUAUAAAAUAUGUGAACAUUUUCCAGAACAGUUUUUCUGCACUCCAGGGUUGUUUUCUUUAUUUCUGCUCCUGACUGAAAACCAUAACAAUCAUCUGAACCGUGAUGUCACAUGUUCUGUAAUCUGAUUGGCUGCUGUGACUGUUUCUCCCACGGAAACAUGAAGGCGCAGGCACAGUGCUGUCUGUGUGAGACUUUGUGCUGCCAUCUUGGAAGGAGCUAUGUGGAGUGCUUAGUUCCAACCUGCACUCGGUCGUUUUGUCACUAAGCUGAACUUUAGCUACCUGAAGUGGUAGGUUCUUCUGGCCUGUCUGAUCCAGGCAGGAGGCUCAUUGCACCAUACUCUUUUUUUCCCUCAUUUUCAUAAUGUACAUGAUAUAUUUUAUGUUUAAGUGAAAUAAAGUUAUUUCUUGGUGUUAUUGGACCGGUGACAGCAGCACAAACUGUCAAGCUGUGAUACAUGUAGCUCCUAGCAAGAUGGCUGCUCCAAACCUCAUCCAGCCCUGCCAGUGGCCAUUCCUGUUUUUCUGUUUGACUGGUUCCUCCUCCUCUCAAACUUUUUUAAAAUUCAUUAUUUUAAUGUUUUUUUCUCCUGUAAAUGUAAACUAACAUAUCUGUGGUUAUUCUGGUUCUGCUCAGAGUCCGGCUCUGGUUCUGGUUCUGGUUUUGUUCGUUGUAAAUAUGUUUGACCUGAACUGUUUUACAUUUUACUGUAAAUGUCAGAGUAUUUAUUUAGCCUCAAAUUACUGUUGGUGCUUUUUAAAUGUCUGUCUCUUAUUUUGGUAAAAGGCUUGAACAGGUGUAGCCCCGCCCACUUACACCGCCAAAAUAAAGCAGCAUUAACAUUUUUACAAUAAAUAGUGUAUAUGUGUUAGUUCUCCAGGUGGUGGACAAAACUUGAAAAUGAAACUUUGUUUAUUCCAUCAUUUCACGUAAUUUUACUGAGAUUUUGUUUUUUAUUUAUGAGAAAAUAAAAUGUAAAAACUUUAGUAUUUGAAGCUUCUGGGGAGGGAUCACUGGUUUCUUGUUUUAUUUUAAAUCUGUUGCUGAUAUUUUCAUCUCUUUCAGAGUAAACUUCCUGCUAACACCGAAUUAUUUUACUGUCUGGAUAAAAGUCUCCUGAAUAAACUGCAUCUAGUUUAACUUCA